AUGGAUGCGCCCGUGAGUGGCUCUCGUAUCGCGCGGGCACUACUGUUGGAGGAGCAAAUGGGCGCAGGGCUGCUGAACGCAGCACCGGUCAAAUUGAAAUGGAUUCCACUUUCCCACGAAGCCUCCUCAAGUCCGGAUCAAUCUACGGACAUUCUAGUCGAGGAUGGAGCACCAAGCAAACGGAAUCUCAAUCUCAAAUCCAUCGAGGGCCGUUGCUGGGUUCGGCUUCGCUUCGGGACCACUGGCGCUCGGAAUACUCCCGUUUACGUAUUUGGCUUUAUACAGUGA
Messenger RNA from Penicillium oxalicum, 288 nucleotides. RefSeq lists its product as uncharacterized. The record is from RefSeq and is a predicted model, not a curated record. The transcript has a single exon. Lineage: Eukaryota; Fungi; Ascomycota; Eurotiomycetes; Eurotiales; Aspergillaceae. Bases 1 to 288 code for a protein of 95 amino acids.